UGAUCAUUCUCUCUUCAUCCUGAGCGUCCGUCAGGGAAGCUCCUCCAGCUUGCUCUUCUCCUCCUGCUGCUUUGCUUCUCUCCACCUCCACCAUGGCUCCAACACUGGCCACAGCCUUCGCCAGGCGCUGGUGGAUGGCAGUGACCGCUAUCGUCGAGAAUCUGCUCUUCUCUGCUGUGCUGCUGGGAUGGGGAUCGCUUCUCAUCAUGCUGAAGUCAGAGGGCUUCUACUCAUACCUUUGCAACGAGGAGGGUAACAGCUCCAGCUACAAUCUCUCCCAACCAAUGCCACCACCUGAUGAGUACGCUGACAUUUUUGAAAAUGAUGAGCCCAAGAUGAAGUUGGGAGAUGGUGUGGAGAUGAAGCCCCUGGUUUCUCAAGAGCCCCUGAGGAUGAACGGGUGGCUGAUCUGUAAAGAACAGGAUGAGAUGCUGAACCUAGCAUUCACAGUAGGCUCCUUCCUGCUCUCAGCCAUCACACUGCCGUUGGGGAUCGUGAUGGACAAAUAUGGGCCUCGCAAGCUUCGACUGCUGGGCAGCACAUGCUUUGGGUUCUCCUGCCUGCUUAUUGCUUAUGGAGCCUACAAGCCAAACGAGCUCUCUGUUCUCAUCUUCAUUGCCCUGACUUUCAAUGGCUUCGGGGGCAUGUGCAUGACCUUCACCUCUCUCACACUCCCUAACAUGUUUGGAGACCUCCGUUCAACCUUCAUUGCCCUUAUGAUUGGCUCUUAUGCAUCCUCUGCUGUCACCUUCCCUGGUGUUAAGGUCAUCUAUGAUUUGGGCAUUUCUUUUAUCACCAUACUGGUGGUAUGGGCUGCUUGUGCUGGUCUGGUCUUCCUUAACUGCUAUUUCAACUGGCCUCUAGAACCAUUCCCAGGACCAGAAGACAUGGACUACACAGUGAAGAUCAAGUUUAGCUGGCUGGGCUUUGACCAUAAAAUCACUGGGAAGCAGUUCUAUCGGCAGGUGACCACAGUGGGCCGUCGUCUGAGCGUGAGCAACAAUGUGAAACAGAAAGAGGUGGUUGCUAAUGACGGACGCAACCUCUGCCUCUCCACUACGGACCUGGAGAUGAGCAGCAAGCCACAGGAAGAAUCCGAGUCAUUCCUGAAGAGCAUCAUGAGCCCCAUCUUCCUGCUAAGUGCGCUGACCAUGUGCAUCACUCAGCUCCGCCUCUUGUUCUACAUGGGGGCCAUGAACAGUGUCCUGGAGUCGCUCUGUGAUGGAGACCUCAAUACAGUGAGUCUGUACUCGUCCAUCUUUGGCGUGCUGCAGCUGCUUUGUCUGAUGACGACCCCUGUGAUUGGUCAGAUCAUGGACUGGAAACUGAAGGAGUGUGAUGAUGGUGACGACGACAAGGAGCCCUUCAGCAAGGAUGAACCAAAGCGGAGGGACAAGAAAACACAGAAAGUGACCAACGCCCUGCGAGCAUUUGUCCUCACAAACGUGCUGUUGGUGGGUUUUGGAGUCACCUGCCUGAUACCUGAUCUCCCUUUACAGAUCGUGUCAUUCAUUUUGCACACUGUGGUGAGAGGAUUCAUUCACUCUGCUGUUGGAGGACUUUAUGCUGCUGUAUAUCCCUCGUCACAGUUUGGCAGUUUAACUGGGAUGCAGUCGCUGGUCAGUGCAGUUUUCGCUCUCCUGCAGCAGCCUCUGUUUUUAGCUAUGAUGGGACCUCUGGGAGGAGAUCCAUUCUGGGUUAACAUUGGACUCCUUGUGCUCAGUAUGCUGGGCUUCUUGCUUCCUAUCUACCUGAUCUGCUACAGACGGACGCUUCAUCAACAGCAACAGCGGAAAGCAGAAAAUGCAAAGAUCUACAUUAAAAUCAAUGGCUCGGACGUCCCAGAGGCCUUCGUUUAGGGAGAAGAUGAUGACCAAGCGAGGAACGGAAAAUAAAAGGAGAAAUAUUUUGUUAAAGGCCUAACUAAAUGUCAAACAUACAAUUUGCAAAUUCCCAAAGUGAAAAACUACUGGGAAUGUUGUCAAGGAAAUUGGUCCAAUGGACAGUUGGAGAGCUGAGAAGUAGAAUGUAAAAGGGAAGCGAGGCGCAACAGAGGAGAAACUGUGAAAGGAAGGAGGCGUCAGCCGUCUGUAUUCCCCCAAAUCCUCUCUUAAGUGGCAAAAAAGCAUGGCCCCCUUCCAGUGUUUAGACUGCUCCCGUAUCCCCACAUGAGCCGUUUUUUGUUUGUACUUACUCAAAAUAAUCUUCGUCUCAUCACCCGGUGCUAUUUAUCAGUCUGUCAGCUGGAUUUCUCCAAGAGACGUGUAGAAGAGCCAAGGAGUAAAUUAGGAAGUCAGAGUAGAAACUUGCUGCUGAUGCUUUUUUUUUUUUUUUUUUUUUUUGGACGAGUAGAAAAGACAACGAGGACUGUUGACCUAGAUUUGUUUCAACGCUAACAUCUGAUGAACAUGCUGUAGUGCUGGAGGAUCGUCAGGAUUUCCUGACUAGAAAUUAAGUAAACUGGGAUGCUUUUCUAAAAAAAAAAAAAGAUGUUUGUUUAGAGUAUUUAUUUUGUUUAAUGCUUUAGAGGUUUUAUACAUUUAAUGGAGGUGUCAUUGUGUAAAAGCAGACAGUAGAUCGUCAAAUGUUCACAAGCGUCAUUGAAACAAAUUAUUUCCAUUUAUUUAAUGCAGAAACUGAUAAUGCUACAGCUCGGGUGUUUCCUCCGGUCUUUUUGCCUGAUGUCAUGAGAAAAGCAGCACUUUUACCCGCCUUCUUCUGCGCAGACUCAGCUCAUGGCGGCACUUUCUCUAGACGCCUUUGGCCUUGAGAAAUCUCACCACAGAAUCUUCUGAAGUGUGUGUGUUCUGUUAUGCAUGUUCAUCUGGAAGUUCUUGGUGUGUUCAGACUGUACAAUGUUGCUUGGGUGUCAUGUAGUGCAGGGUUUUAUUUGGAUGGAGCGCCCUCUGCCACUGCUGAAGCUAAAGAAAAGAUAUUUUUUAAUUGAGGGUUCCAUGUUGAAAGUGGAAACAUUUGUGGGAGGAAAUAAAGAGUGUGCUUUCAUUCAUUGCUCA
Molecule: messenger RNA, 3014 nt
Organism: Nothobranchius furzeri (turquoise killifish)
Lineage: Eukaryota; Metazoa; Chordata; Actinopteri; Cyprinodontiformes; Nothobranchiidae
Gene: slc43a2b
Product: solute carrier family 43 member 2b
Biological process (GO): neutral amino acid transport; transmembrane transport
Molecular function (GO): neutral L-amino acid transmembrane transporter activity; L-amino acid transmembrane transporter activity
Source: RefSeq, a predicted model, not a curated record